CUCUCUCUCUUUCGCUGUGUAAGUAUAGCUGUGUGCUUUAUUGCGCGCGCAAGAGAGCCUUUAGUACUUAGUACGUACGACAGAGCCACCCACACCGCCGCUACGUACGCUGCUGGCUUGUGUGUGUGCGUGUGUGUGUGUGUGUGUGAUGCGCAAGUAGUAACGUUACUGUUACGAUGGACUCGGGGCGCCGCGGCGACGUUUUCUUUGGUUUAAUACGAUCGUACGUGCGUGAAUUAGGUGGAAGCUUUCCGCGAAGAUAAAUUUUCAGACGGCCGGCGCUUUAUCGCUGCGUGUAACCUUGAAAAAUCGACGAAACGUGUGUUUUUAUUCGUCUUCUUUCGAUCUAGAUAUUAUCACGCUCACCUACUUUUAGACUCGCGCGAGGCUUAUCUGACGAUGCGGCCAGUGUUCCUCUAUGUGUUAAUUUGAAUCGGGCGCAUCAGCUGCUCAGCUCUUGCGCGCGCACAGUUUGUUUACACAUCGCCGCAUAGGUUAUGCUUUUUCCGAUUCCCGUUUUCUUAUUCUUCGAUAAACCACGACGGCAUAACUCCCGCGGCGAAGGCUAUACGCGCUACUGGCGCGAUAAGCUGCUGCUGAUAACGCCGGCGACUAUAUAUUGGGAGAGUGGAGGGGAGCAUUGUAUGUGUAUUGUACGGCCUAUACGCAUGCGGGGCUAUUGAAAAAUGAGAAUAACAAAACGCCUGCGAGAUGUGACUUUAUGCUACUAGCGCUGCUGGAGCGUAAUUAAGCAUCUUGUUUGCGCCUGUGAAUGUGUUCGCAGCGAUAUUUUCGCGUAUUUGGUCGAUGAAAAAUUCAAAGCGGUUUAUAAAUCGUGUCCGAGAAAAAAAAACUCUGUGGAUCGACUUUUUCAGAAUGAACAAAGCAAAAGCGCGCGGAUGUCACUUUUGAAAAAAUGGCGUAAAUAAAGUAUAGUAAUUGCGAUUUUGCUUUGAUUGGGUAUAUUGUCUGCGAGUAAAAGGAUUAUCGUCCAAGAUCGAUGUCUGACUUGUGAUGGGCGUAACUACUUGUGCAGGAUCUCUCCAAUACGAAUCAGCCAUGAUGUAUCUGAUUUCGAUGUCUUGCCAAUCUUGGGUGCGAUCUACUUACCAGUAGGUAAUUUUGAGACCGGUCAGACGCGAUCGCGUUAAUCGAUAGCAUACAUCCAUUAUAUUAUAAUUUUUAUGUAAUUAUGUAAUUGAAUAAAUAUACAAUUACAUAAUUACAUUAUUCCUCGAUCGUUAUUCAUUACUAUACAUAUAAGUAUACUUUUUUUGAGGAUCGACUUCAUAAAAGCUCUGAAAAACACAUAUAUAACGAGUUGAUGAUGCACAUUCUAUAAUCUUUUUGCGGAAAGCGAGAUGUACAGAUGCAUAUAAGUAUACCUAUAAUGUUGUACACACGCUUUGAGAAACCAGUUCACCGCAAGUCAUAGCUAGCAGUAGACGUUGCAUGGAGCAGACGAAAAGACGUGCGCUGCCACGGCGAUUAUGCAACACACGCGGGACGACCGGUGGCUUACGACGCGACGCGCGCGUUUUCUACUUCAUCAGGAGUUUAUUACGAAAUAAUUUUUAAACGUUGUAUGCACUCGUGUGUGUGUGUGUGUGUGUGUGCGUUGCAUCGAAACGCCUAUGCGGCUGCAAUAUUUUGCAAUAAUCUGAAAUUUCUCGAAAUUUCAAUGGGUCGACGUCCUUUUGGAAUUAAUAUGCAAAUAUGAGUAAUACGCAAGUAAUAGUAGCAGAUGCAAUGCAUGGAUAUGUCUCGGUCGAUCAAAGAUAAUAAGGGAUUGUUGUCAUGCAGCUAUUGACAUUUUUAAGAUUUCAGAUCUUGAUUAUCUUUUAUUUUUAGUGUGAAUUUUGUUAUUAUUCGAUAUAAAUAUUCUCUGAUGAAUCGAUAUCUUACAUGAUAUUUUCAAGUAUUGCUUACAUUGGUAGAUCGAGUUGAAAUUUGAGACGAAUAAUUAAUACAAAAAAUAUUUCAUCCAAGUAUUAUACCAUCGGCUGUUCCUGCACUAGGAGUAAUAUACAUGAAGCGCGGUGUGUUGGUUUAUGUUGUCUGCUCUCGAAUUUAGGUUAUAUCCGAGCUAUAUAUACAUAUAUCCUUGUAUAUGUAGAAGAAUACAUUAUGCGUGAAGAGAUGUUGCUUGCUGUUGUGUUUACUCGUUACGUUGUAAUAGGUUUUUAAAUCAAAUAUUUUACAAGAUCAUUUAUGCUUUGACAAUUAUGACGACAUUGUUUCGUUUGUUAAAAUUCGUUCGGUGCCUUAAUGCCUCUUCACCCAAAACAAGUAGGUUAACUGCAGUCAAUUUUGAAAAUCUCUCUGUGGAUUCGCUAUUGAAUCCUCAAGCAGAAUUUUUAACAAAUGGGUAUAAAAAUUAUGUAUCUGCUGCUGAUGCACAGCCAAAGAUCAGUAAUCAAGAUAUCGAUAUCGAUCAAAAGAUGAUGAUGUUAAAUAAAGAAAUCAAUAUAUAUGGGAGAAUCACUAAAUUUAAUAUUAACGAUAUAUUAACAGACAUUCAAAAAACAGAAACUGUUACGAGUAUGCAAGGAUUAUUUUUGUUACGAUGUUGCACUGAAUUGAUAGCUGAUAAAUCACCAGCUUUAAGAAAAGAACUAGGAGAGGAGAUUUGGAGUACACUGAAAAAACUUGGUGUUGAGUUAGAUGUCUCUCACUACAAUGUAUUGCUUAGUAUAUAUUUGGAAAAUGAAUACGAUUUUUGCCCGCUCGAUUUUUUAGAAGAAAUGUUAAAUAAAAAUGUGAAACCCAACAAAGUAACGUUUCAAAGAUUUAUACAGCAAUUUUGUAACCAAGGAAAAGUCACAGAAGCCAACCAGCUUGUGGAGCACAUGAAAAAUUAUCAAAUUCCUAUAAAUGAAGAGGUAUUGGCUUCAUUUAUAUGGGGACAUUUAAUGAACAAUAAUAUGAAUGCUGUACAUGAGAUAUUGAAGGAUAUGGAAUUGCUUGAGAUCGUACCUACUAUUCGAAUGUACUCUACUCUGAUGUAUGCUUAUGCAACAAAAGGUGACAUGGACAGUAUUAAAAAAAUUCUUGCAGACUGCAAAGCUAAAGAUAUUUGGGUUCCAGACAAAGUACUUUUGAAAGUUAUUUAUCAUCUCAGUUUGAAUGGUUUUACUGAAUCUGUAGAUGAGAUAUUAUCAAUGACUAGUAAAGGAACCCUGUAUAUAAAGGAAGCAAAUCAAAUGAUGUAUAAACUUGUAGAAAAGAAGCAAGAAAGUGUUGCCUUUAAAAUAUUCCAAACUUUGCCAAAAAAUGCAAGGAAUCAAGCUGUUACAAGUGGAAAUUUUUUCAUAGAAACCCUUAUCAAUUUUCAAACGCCAAUAGAGAAAAGCGUUGAAUAUUGUCGAAUCAUGGCAGAAGAAGGUAUCAAUCAAAGAUCAUUUUUAUCAGCUAUAAACAAAAGCAUAGCAAAUGAUAUGCAUGACUCUAGUAUUACCUUUAUGAAAGCUUGGAAAGACUUAGGAGGUCAAGUUAGAGAACAUUAUUUUUAUCCCAUUUUUAAAGCUUAUGGGGAAACUGGACAUUGGGAAGGUAUUGAGAAAGUGCUACAAAAAAUGAUUUUGGAAUUUGACUUAUUCCCUAGUAUAUAUACAUUAAAAUCACACAUUUUACCUUACAUGCAGAGCAGUGCAGACGAUGUACUCGCAUCACUCGUAAAUGCCCAUGUAGACUAUCACAUAGCAUUGAAUGCCAUUACUUUGCAUCUAUUAUCGGAAAACAAAAUUCGAGAAGCUAGUAGAUUUUUGGCUACUUACAACAGUUCUUGCUGCAAAAUAGGAAUGAUCAAAUAUAAUUUACUUCAAGCUUUUAAAAAUACAGAAGAUGCUCCAUCAUUUGUUUCGAUAUUACAUUUAAUUUACAAGGGAGCAUUAGAUGAAAAAAAUAAUAAUGCUCAAAAUACUACAAUAGAAAAUAAAUAUUUAGCUCAACAGUUUAUUGAUUCUUGCAUUACAGAAGCAAUUGAUUUCAUAUCACCAAAUGACAAAUAUUUACUCUUAAUGUUUUUCAGAACUCUAGUAAAUAAAGGACUGAGUAUAUCACCCGAAAUUGCAACAGAGGUUGAAAAUAAAUUAAAAGACUACCUUACAAAAGAAAUCGUGAAGGCUUUGAACGUUAUGAAAUCCGGAGAGCUAGUUCCAAAACCAAUAUUAAGAGAUUUUUCCAUUCCUAGGAUAAAAAAAUAUACGGAUAUUGAAAAAUUGGAAAGAAGAGCCAAGGUAAUAACAAUCACGAAUAGCAAGGCAGCCCAGAGUCUCAAAAAGUCUUUAUUAAUUUCUUAUUGUAAAGCUUUAAAUGAGCAAAAAGUUGAGAAAAUUCUGGAGGAAAUUGAGGUGCAAAACGUAAUUUUAACGAAUUGGACCUAUGUGACGUUGAUAACCAUGUACUUGAAUUUGCAAAAAACUGACAAGGCUGAAUUCUGGCUAUGCAAAUGCAAGAAACUUAAUCCAACAUUUAAAUUUUACCAAGACAUGAACCUAAAAUUAGUGACUGCCCUAAUUGAAAAUGGCGAAAUCGAAAAAGCUCAAGAGUACUUUACAUGGCCAACGUGGCCAAGCCAAUUUAGUAUGUUAUUUGCUUGUCGUAAAUUAUUAGAUGCUGUAUCAAAACAAAAUGAUGCAGAUUUGUUGCAGAAAUUUUUUGAUUUACUCAUAAAACAUGGCUACAUCACCAAUAUGCACGAUUCGUUGUUUAGCCCCCUUAUACAAUUUCAUCUAGAUCGAAAUGAUCCAGUCACAGCACUGCAAAAAUUUGAAUUGCUGUACAGAACUUGGAAAAAAGUUCCUUGUAGAGUUGAAUUAAUGAAAGUCUUUAUAAAAAAUAGUGACAAUGAUUCACUUGAACGAGUAAAAACAAUUUGCAAAAGUAUUAUGGGUGAAACUGAAACAAACUUUUAUCUUGCUAUGGCAUAUUUAGAAAAUAAUGAUUUAAAAACAGCAAAAAAUAUAAUAAAGAAUGAUUGUGCUGAACUCUAUGAGGAAAAUGUUUUUUAUUUUGCCGAAAGUUACUAUCAGAAUGGUCAAAUUGAUUAUUUAGAAAGGCUAUUUGAGAUCUUGAACACUUUGAAAUUCGAUGUAGAAAGAUUAUGUGUUUUAUUGUUAAAAAGUUAUAGUUUGCAGAAAGAAUGGAAAAAAGGAUAUAAUUUAUGGAUGAGGAUGCAAAAAGAUGACAUUAAACCUUCAAGUAGGUUCGUAAACUGUCUCAAUUUGAUAAUGAAGGAAAAAAAUCAACUAGGAAAUGAUUCAUUCCAAAAAUUUAACAUUGCCAUCCGUAAUAGCGAUUAUGAAGCAGCAAAAGAAUGCCUUAACAGUUUACCGUUAGUAUACAAAAGUGACUGCUACUCUUUAUUGUGUAGAAAGUACAAUGCCAGAAAUAACAUUGCACAAGUGCUGGAAUUGUGGCAAGAAUUGCAUAAAAAAUGGCAUUUAGAGCUCGAUUUAAAUGUAUCGGAAUAUAUUUUAUUUAAACUUAUAAAGGAGAAAGAUAUAAGCAGCAUUGAAAAUAUUGGAUCAUUUUUGUCUGCAACGUAUAAAAGACAGGUAAAGUACAAUUACUAUUUAAGCCAAGCGUAUUUACAAACUGGUUCAUGGAAUAUUUAUUUGAGAAAAUUGGAAACCCAACUUGCAAGUGGAUCAGUAACAUGGCUAUCUCUAGAUUUUCACAAUAAAACAGUUGUUUACAGCUUAAUCAAGUACCCAGAAUUAACUCAGCAAUUUGAAAGUUUAGCUUUCAAGUUUACUGAAAAACGAAUCUUGGCACCUGUCCAAGCACUUUGGAUUUAUUAUUUCUUACAAAACAAUACAAAAGCUGAUGAAGUUUGGAUGAAGUAUAUAAAAAGUGGAUCAUCACAUUAUUGGUUAGAUGUACUUGAUUUUUCACAAUUGAAAAAUAAUGCCGAUGCUUAUUUAAAAAUAGCUGACCUUUUAAGAGAAAGUAGUAUCAGAAGAAACAUGAAAUUUUCUACUUAUUCAAGAAUAAUAAGAGAGUGUAUGAAUUUAGAUAAUCCAAAGAAAUGUGAAUAUGGCUUAAGGUGUCUAAAGAGUGCAAUGCAACAGUUUUCCAUGGAAGAAUUUGAUGUUAAUUUACUUGCUGAGCUUCAAACAGGCCUAGAAAAUUCUGGAAUUCCAUGGCCAUGGACUGCCAAACUAGAUAAUAUGGACGACGAAAUCAGGAAAAAGAUUAUAAAAAAUCUUUUUUUAUAAAUUUUCUAGUCAUAUUUCUAUCUGCUCGUGAAGUUAUUUGUACAUAUAUAAAUACAUAAUUAUAGUAAUAAAAAUGAAUUGAUGAUUUUUAA
Molecule: messenger RNA, 6313 nt
Organism: Nasonia vitripennis (jewel wasp)
Lineage: Eukaryota; Metazoa; Arthropoda; Insecta; Hymenoptera; Pteromalidae
Product: leucine-rich PPR motif-containing protein, mitochondrial
Exons: 20
Coding region: 2226-6221 (1331 amino acids)
Molecular function (GO): protein binding
Source: RefSeq, a predicted model, not a curated record